AUGUUGAACCUUGACGUGCAGAAUACAGCUGAUUUAGGACGAUUUCUGCGAUCUGGUUUCAAAGAUCUCAGUAGAGAUUCACCACAGCAAGUCAUUUUGUUCUAUGCUGGGCAUGGCGCCCAACUUCCAACGGGAGAGGUCUACAUGAUUCCUGGAGACUGCAGCAAUGACGAUCUAAGUUCCUUGGGUUCUAUAGAUAUUUGCGCACUUUCCAUCAGCAGUGCUCUGAGAUUUUGGUCUGAAGCCUUCAAGAAGGAUUCCAAAGCAAGGCUGCUGAUCAUCUUCGAUGCUUGUAGGAAAAUCAUAGAGAACUUUCCAGUGAAGGCUGGCUACAAUGUCGAACAACCCAGUAAACCCACAGAGGAUAUUCAGCUGAAACAAUGGGCGUUGUACAUGACAUGCCCGAGUGGUUCAAAGACUUUUGAUGAUUCAGAGUUCAUGAAAUACUUGAUGCAUGACAUAAAAGGAGUUUUUGGAAUCAAUAAUGAAUUGAAGGAAGUGCUGGAUCAUGCUGCAAACCAUUGCGAAAAUGUUUCUGAAUUCAAUCGUUAUAAGAUUGCUACACCGCUCUGGAAAAAAACAUUUCAAAUCAAGAACUAUCCAGGUUUCAAGCAACUGAGGCAACAGGAAAAAUUGCAGAGGCGAUUGUAG
Molecule: messenger RNA, 651 nt
Organism: Guillardia theta CCMP2712
Lineage: Eukaryota; Cryptophyceae; Pyrenomonadales; Geminigeraceae
Exons: 2
Coding region: 1-651 (216 amino acids)
Biological process (GO): proteolysis
Molecular function (GO): cysteine-type endopeptidase activity
Source: RefSeq, a predicted model, not a curated record